GUGGGCCCCGGUGGUGUGGUCGAGAAGAUGGACCGGAUGAAGAUUAUCAAGCGGAGGCUGUCCAUGUCUCUCCGCAGCGCUCGGCCCGUCGACGACUCACUGUCCGAAUUGGCAGAACAGAUGGCCUUGGACGAGCCGACCACAGCCAGGGACAAUGAGCCCAUGGUUGUGUGUGCCAUGCACCCUCCUGCCUCCCAUAGUGCUCCCUCCUUCCUGCGUCAGUACGCUGGUCAUCUGGGCCGCACCGCCCUGCGCAGAGAACCAGGUGGGGGGCUGGAAAGAGACAGAGCCUACCUGAGCCUGCACAGGACUGGAUCUCUGGGUAUCGUCCAUGAGAAUGUGAAGAUGGGUUCAGAUGGAGAGAGCGACCAGGCGUCUGGGACGUCUUCUGAUGAGGUGCAGAGUCCGGUCAGGGUUCGCAUGAGGAACAACCACCAUCGGCGCAUCUCUAAUGAAGACAUAAACAAGCGUUUGUCUCUCCCAGCUGAUAUCCGGCUACCGGAGGGCUACUUGGAGAAGUUUGCAAUGAACAGCCCGCCCUUCGACAAACCCAUGAGCCGCAGGCUACGACGUGCUUCACUGUCUGAAAUCGGCUUUGGGAAACUUGAGACCUACAUCAAACUGGACAAACUAGGAGAGGGGACUUAUGCUACUGUGUUUAAGGGUCGAAGCAAGUUGACAGACAAUUUAGUGGCUCUGAAAGAGAUCCGACUGGAGCACGAGGAGGGUGCACCCUGCACGGCUAUCCGAGAAGUGUCUCUUCUGAAAGACUUGAAGCACGCCAACAUCGUCACUCUCCAUGACAUUAUCCACACUGACAAGUGCCUGACACUCGUGUUUGAGUACCUGGAAAAAGACCUGAAGCAGUACAUGGAUGACUGUGGGAGCAUCAUGAGUGUUCACAAUGUCAAGAUCUUUCUGUUCCAGCUGUUAAGAGGUCUGGCGUACUGCCACAGAAGGAAGGUUCUCCACAGAGACCUCAAACCCCAGAACCUCCUCAUCAAUGAAAAGGGAGAGCUCAAACUGGCAGACUUUGGUUUGGCCCGAGCCAAGUCUGUCCCUACGAAGACCUACUCAAAUGAAGUUGUGACAUUAUGGUACCGACCACCAGAUGUGCUUCUAGGCUCCACUGAGUACUCCACACCCAUUGACAUGUGGGGUGUGGGCUGUAUCUUUUAUGAAAUGAUCACCGGCAGACCUCUUUUCCCUGGAUCGACUGUGGAGGAUGAGCUUCACCUCAUAUUCCGUAUCCUUGGUACACCUACUGAAGAGACUUGGCCGGGUAUCACCACCAGUGAAGAAUUUAAGACGUACAAUUUCCCACAAUACCGUGCAGAACCCCUCGUCAACCACGCACCAAGAAUAGACAACGACGGCCACGACUUGCUCUCAAUGCUCCUACAGUUUGAGGCAAAGAAGCGUGUAUCAGCUGAGGAUGCUUUCAGACACUCAUAUUUUAGAAGUCUUGGAGAGCAGGUUCAGACACUAGCUGACACUGCAUCCAUCUUCUCCGUCAAAGACAUCCACCUCCAGAAAGAUCCAGGAAAGAGAUCCUCAGUCUACCCAGAGUCAACGAUGGCCCAUAAGCUAGGCUCAGCACCCUCGCAGUACUUCCAGAGAGAAGCAGCCAAUCCCAGGGCUCAGAGUCACAAUCUCUCCUCCACUUCCACUGGCUGAGUGGCCCCUACCAUUCUGCCCAGGGGAAGAGCAGGAGGCAGAGUGUGUUGUUUUAGUGCUGCCGGGGGGGCACUGAGGCUCAGAGGACAGUGAUACCUGGAGCUGUCCUCCCAGACAUACAUUCACUGAUCCUGCCACACACACGCAGGAGGAGCGACACACAUCCUGCCAUAGACACACACACACACACACACACACACACAUUGAAAAACAAAACCCACACAGAAAUAAGGCUGAAUAAUUCAUACUUGACAAAAAAAAAACUUAGAAUUCAACCCCAAAGAUGGAAAAAUGAAAAAUGAGAGAGCAUGCAUGGUGCUGGACGAAGAGUGGGAGAGGACAUGAUUCUCCUUGCUGCUGCUACCAUUGCUGACCAGAGGAGGGCAGCGUUUGGGAUGAUGUGUGCUGACUCUGGUUUUUUGGAACAGAUCGUGCUUCAUCACUGAACUGUGGGAGGUACGAGAGGAGACACGAUUCAAAGAAAAGAACGAACCCUGUUGUUCUCUCUCAUUUGUGACUUCUGUUUUUGUCUUGGACUGUUGUUGUACAUAAAGAGACUGAGCUGUAGAACGCUUUUUCAUAACACGCCUCAGCCUGAAUCCAAACUCUGAAUAUUGCAGAAUAUUGCAGUCCCAGAUCCUCGCCUAUUUUCUUGGACACACACACACACACACACACACACACACACACACACACACACACACACACACACACACAC
Messenger RNA from Paralichthys olivaceus (Japanese flounder), 2395 nucleotides. Lineage: Eukaryota; Metazoa; Chordata; Actinopteri; Pleuronectiformes; Paralichthyidae. The record is from RefSeq and is a predicted model, not a curated record.